Messenger RNA from Loa loa (African eye worm), 166 nucleotides. RefSeq lists its product as hypothetical. The annotation marks the transcript as partial. Lineage: Eukaryota; Metazoa; Nematoda; Chromadorea; Rhabditida; Onchocercidae. The transcript has a single exon. The record is from RefSeq and is a predicted model, not a curated record.
GGAUUUCAAUGAAAUUCAUGCAUUUAUUGUUCUUUCUGAAUCUCCAAACAUGAUCCGAAAGAUUGAUAAUAAUGGACCUCCGUUAUUCAAUCAUUAUAUUAAAAUCUGGGUAGAUAAAUGUGUCAAUGGCAUGAUUGAGCGCCGGGAUGGUGGUAAUGGACAAUGA